AACCAGGAAUGUCUCGUAUUGUGGUGAUUUUAAAAUGCUCAAUAGCAAUAAAAUACUGGGACAUGCAUCUACAGAAGUUUCAGGGUGUGUGGUCAGCCCUCUCAUCAGCUGUUGUUUUCAACAGAGAUAGUGAUAUAGAUAAACUAGAUUCUAUCUAUAAUCAAGACAUCAGGAUUGGAUACAAUAUAUGGGAUCCAAAGUUUGUUUAUUCAAACAAACAGAUUGAUGUUUCAACCUAUGAAGGAUACAUUCUUCAAUCAUUUAUAGAAAAAUACAAGCUCAAGGCCAGCUUCAUUUAUGCAAAUGAUUCCUGGGGAGCAUUAGAAGAAAAAACUGGAAAAUGGAAUGGAGUGGUUGGAAUGGUUGGCUAUGGGUUGGAUCUGGGUGUUUGUUAUAUUGCGUAUACUUGGCAAAGAGAAUCCUUUGUUUCCUUUACAUUUCCUAUAGAAGAUGAGUACACUGUUUGGGUGUCAAAGGAGAGAAUUGCAGCUGAUGUUUGUGCUCACCUGCUCACUGAGUCAUUUUCAGACCCUCAAGAAAUGGCCCUGCUUACAGAUGAAGUGUGGACUAUCUGUGGUAAGUCUGGUGCUGUUCAUGCUCUCUCCGAUGAGUUCACUGAAUUUAAGCAACAGAAUUAUAUUCUAUUCAAAGCAAUUGCGAAGUGUGCAGCUUCUGCUAUUAAAGACAGCAUAUUAGCAAUGCUGUGGCCAACCCUGAUAUUCCAGGCAGUUGUACGAGUCUGCAAAUCCUGUAAGAAGACCGAGUCUGAUGAGCAACGGAGGACAGUUCAGCUACUGAUGGACCUCAUGGGAGACUCUCAGUCCAUUCCCAUGAACAACAGGAGGGCUCUGCAACCAGAAGUUAGAUAA
Molecule: messenger RNA, 869 nt
Organism: Eurytemora carolleeae
Lineage: Eukaryota; Metazoa; Arthropoda; Copepoda; Calanoida; Temoridae
Exons: 9
Coding region: 9-869 (286 amino acids)
Cellular component (GO): membrane
Molecular function (GO): glutamate-gated receptor activity
Source: RefSeq, a predicted model, not a curated record